AUGCCCGCCGCCACUCCAAAUGGUCGCUCUCGCGCUGGAGCUAAGAAUUCCUCCAACUCCUUGAUGGUGGUUCUCAAGCUGUCUGCGGAUACUCUCCAGCAGUUCGCCAGCCCAAAGAUCAAGAGCCAAAAUAAUACCAACAUCAAAUCCAACGACAACUCCUCACCAGCUUCAUCCGCCGAGCUCCCUACCGUCCGCCCAUCCUCUGCCGACAAUGGCUCCGACGCCGAAGCCAUUUCUACACCCGCCACAGGGGCGACUACGGGCGAUACACCGCGUCGGAAGGGCGUUCCGGGUCCCAAGCCAGGCAACAAAAGAACGAAAGAACAAACCGACCCUACUGCAAAGUCACGGGGACGCCCUGGCCCCAAGAAGAAACCCAGACUUGAUGAAGGCGAGACCACAAAAAUCCCAGCCGCACAGCGUCUGGGACCAAAAGCCAACACCGGAGCCAUCAACGCCGGUCUGCGCGCGCUAGAUCGCACCGGAGCCGCGUGUCGCAAAUGGGAGCGCAAGCCCCUACAGCUACGCAGUUUCACCGGCAUUAUGUGGCAACUCCCCGCCUGGCGCACACCGGGUAUGUCCAAGUCCGACCACUCGGUCGAUGGCAAGGUUGCAGCGAUGGAAAGCGGCGAUAGCGAUACAAAGCCUACUCUCCAUGCCGCCGGCACCGACACGGCCAAUGGCAGCAGUGCUGUGUCUAGUGAGAAGAGUAACUCCGGGGAUGGCGAUGUCACUCCUGCUUCUCACCUAGUUGAGCCCUCGUCGCCGGCCAUUGCUAUGACAGCUUGA
This is a messenger RNA of Penicillium egyptiacum, 792 nucleotides long. Lineage: Eukaryota; Fungi; Ascomycota; Eurotiomycetes; Eurotiales; Aspergillaceae. The record is from the annotation of a GenBank genome assembly.